Molecule: messenger RNA, 1650 nt
Organism: Arctia plantaginis
Lineage: Eukaryota; Metazoa; Arthropoda; Insecta; Lepidoptera; Erebidae
Source: the annotation of a GenBank genome assembly
AUGGAAAACUUAUAUUGCCGCUUUUGCGCCGAGCCCAAGAGCUCUGACAAAUUAUUGAACCUACAGAACGACGAGAAAAAAUACGAUGAAAUCCUAUUAAAACUCGCGUUUGUUAAUGCUGUUUAUGUCAACGUAUCAACUAGCGAUAUGCUACCGAAAACAGUUUGCCUGAUUUGCUACGACAACCUGAAUAAAGCCUACGAAUUUCUCGACAACGUGAAGAAAGCGCAGGACGUUCUAACAAGCCUAUUCUCCGCCGUUGACGAAAGUAAAUGUGAUCUCUCAGACGAUGACAGAAUGACUGUUUUCGAUGAUUUUCUUUGCAAUGAUGCGUCUCCGGCCAUCAAAUUGGAAGAAAAGUCUGACAGAGUUGAGGAAGCCGAGGGAGACGACAAAGUUGAGGUGAAGCGCGAACUUAAAGAGGAGCCAGAUUUGGAAGAACAAACAAAUUAUGACGACACAUUAAAUGUUCAGGAUAUACUUGAUGCUGCGAUGUGCACGGCACCCUUCACGCCUAACGUCACGAUAUAUGCUAAAGAAAUAUCAAAUUUAAGUAAGAAAGUUAUUAAAAAUUGGAAAGAUUAUCCAUGGAUGUGUGCCUUUUGUAAUAUUGAGUUCUUAAACAUUGAUAUGUUAAGAUCCCAUUGUAAAGUUGUCCACGGUAAAUGUUCAGCAUUUCUGUGCAUAGAUUGCAAAGUUGGGAGGAAUGAAGAUUUUGCCAAUUUCAUUAAACAUGUCCGGAAACAUCAGAAAUCUUUAAGACACCAAUGCUACUAUUGCGAUGUUACAGUCGAUAAACCAGAAAACCUACCUGCACACAUUAGAACCCACUUCUCAAAGUCACAAAUAGCAUGUCCGCUCUGCGGAGAAAUACUUAAAAGUGAGGAAUCCUUGAAAGUUCAUUUACAAGAUUUUACUAUAGUCAAACAGAAGCGCAGACCGCGAAGAAAACCUGGCACACCCAUCACUAUUGAAGACCUAACAUGCGGACUGUGCAAAAAAGUCUACAAAAACCCAAACAGUCUCCGAGAUCAUAUGAAACUCCACACUAUGGACCGUAAAAGAAACUACACAUGUGACCGUUGUGGCAAAAUGUUUUAUAAUAAAGGUACACUAACCUCUCAUAUAUUAUCCCAUGAUAAGAAUCGUCCGCAUGUCUGCAGAAUAUGUAACAAGUCAUUUUUAUAUCCAAACAUGUUGAGGAGACAUGUUGAAAUGCAUUCUGGGAUUAAACCGUUUUCUUGUGAGCAAUGCGGUCGGUGUUUUAGACUUCAAUAUCAGUUGAACGCUCAUAAAAUUAUUCACACUGAUGCAAUGCCUUACGUUUGUUCGUACUGCAAUAAAGCUUUUAGAUUCAAACAGAUUUUGAAGAAUCAUGAAAGACAACAUACGGGUGCCAAACCAUAUUCUUGCCAAAACUGUGGAAUGGAAUUUACAAACUGGUCAAAUUAUAAUAAGCAUAUGAAAAGAAGACACGGAACAGACACAUCUAAGAAGAAGAUCACCCCAGAAGGUGUGUUCCCUGUUAACCCAGAGACAGGUCAGAUCAUACAAGUGGACGAUCCUGUGGGUACAGAAGAGUGGAAGACUAAGAUAAUGGUACCUGGCAAGAGAGGGAAGAAGAAAGUGAUUAAACAAGAGGGUAGUUAG